CAUAUAUUCUCCUAUGGGUCCAAGAUGGCAGACCCGGGGACCGGUGGAUCUAGUACCUUCAGCACGCGUUCAGGUAGUAAACAUUCUACAACCCCGGCAGAUAAUUACUAUCUGGCUCGAAGAAGGACUCUCCAGGUAGUGGUCAGUUCAUUGUUGACGGAGGCUGGAUUUGAGAGUGCAGAGAAAGCUGCUGUGGAAACCAUGACAGAGAUGCUUCAGAGCUAUAUUUCUGAAAUUGGGAGGAGUGCCAAGUCUUUUUGUGAACAUACUGCAAGGACUCAGCCAACCCUUUCAGAUAUUGUUGUCACCUUAGUUGAAAUGGGCUUUAACGUGGAAAUGCUCCCUGCGUAUGCUAAACGUUCCCAGCGGAUGGUGAUCACUGCACCGCCUGUAACGAAUCAGCCUGUGACCCCAAAAGCCCUGACAGCUGGACAGAACAAACCUCAUCCUUCUCACAUCCCGGGCCAUUUCCCAGAGUUUCCAGACCCUCAUACUUAUAUCAAAACACCAACCUAUCGGGAACCUGUAUUGGAUUAUCAGAUUUUACGAGAAAAAGCUGCUUCGCAGAGACGAGAUGUUGAAAGAGCUUUGACCCGCUUCAUGGCAAAAACUGGAGAGACGCAGAGUCUUUUCAAAGAUGAUGUCAGCACUUUUCCUUUGAUAGCUGCCAGACCUUUUGCAAUACCCUACCUGACAGCUCUGCUUCCUUCUGAGUUGGAGAUGCAACAGAUGGAAGAGACUGAUUCAUCUGAACAAGAUGAUCAGACAGACACAGAGAACCUCACUCUACACGUGAGCAUGGAUGAUUCAGGAGCUGAGAAGGAGAAUGCAUCAGUACUUCAGCACAAUACCUCCCUUUCUGGCAGUCGAAAUGGAGAGGAGAACUUGAUAGACAAUCCAUACCUCCGCCCAGUGAAGAAGCCCAAGAUUCGUAGGAAGAAGUGAAGUGAAACAAAUUGAUGGAGUGGAGUAAGAAGAAACAGUUUCUCGUGGUCCUUGUGCAGUUAAGAUUAGGCACUGGAAAGGCAGAACAGCACUGCUGGUUAAGAGCCAAGUGGAAAUAUUGGACUCCCCAGUUGCUGUUUUCUUCAUCUCCAGCAAUUUGUGAUAACGUAAGGUGAAAUCUGAGUGUCUUAGAAGCACUGAUGUCCACAUGGUCUGAAAUUUGUCCCUGCACAAGAAUAGUAUGCUGCUAACUUCCAGUAUCUGCAACAGCUCUUCAUCCUCAGGAGAAUCUUCUUUCCAAACAUUGCAAAUGGAUCAGAAGGCACUGCAGAAGUUUUUCCUCUCAUUUUGCCAAGUGUAGAACCAAGUAUAGAACUUAAGAACUGGAAUCCCUUCUUGUUUUCCAGCUGUUUGGAUUCAGGCCAUCCCUCAUUGUUGAAUAUAAUUUACUAGGAUGAGAGGUAGCCACUGGUGCCAAUUGGAUAUCCACUGUUGUGCCUUUACAAAACUGAGGCUGUUCAGAACUACUCAGAUGACUAUUUUCCAAGAUCUGUGUAUACCUGAAACUGAAGGUUUUGGCUGAUCCUUUAUCUAGCAUGAGCUAUUGGGAAUGGAAAGAAGGGCAAGUCCUGUCCAAGUGUAAACUCAAAGUUGCUUGCACAUUUACCAGCGGCAGGGUUUAAGAAUAAUUUCUGCAAGUGUGUUUAUACUUCAGCACAUUGACUGUGACUCUUCUGUCUGGCUUCAUCUUUUUUUGUUUUAUAUUUUGUUUUGAUUCUGCAUUUUUGUAGCUUACAGUCUUCAGUUUGUAUUUUCUAUAAUUUGUCAGUAGAAGUAUUUUAUAUCCAUCUCUUAUUUCCAAUGUUUCUCUAUAAAGCAAGGUACACAUGCAACAAUGAAGUUUCAGGAAUCCCAUUUGCUAUCUUACUAUCUUUUUAAAAUGUCUUUCAGAAAAUGCAAAUACUUUUCUGGUAGGAAGCAAAAGAACAAGAAAUACAGAGGAUACCUUUUCCCUUCAUUCUGAAAUGGCAGCAGCUGCAAUUUUGUUGAAAAGCUUUAAGUGUUGAUCUUUCAGCAACUGGUGCUUGAAGUCCCUGAGAUCUGUGGUUUCAGCUUGAGUCUUCACGUUUAAAAAAGUAUAUGGAAACAGCUCUGUUAACUGGCUUUCACUGGCUGAUAAGCCUUGUGGCCCAAGAGGAUUUUCUGCUGUUUCGCUGAUUGAAAUGUAGGAUGUGUACUUAAUUAGGGUAAAUACCACGACUUCUGUCAUUACAUUGCAGUGUUCUUCAAAGCAUGUUUUGCCUCUGAAAUGAAGGGACCAUUCCUUAUUCAGUUUUCUCUCAGUGCUAUGAUUUUUCAGCAUUGUGGAUGGUGGCCGUGGGGGGGGGGGUGGACUGAUUAAAAUCUCAGUAAAGAAACCUAGAUUUUACUGACCACAUGUGUCUUUGUAUCUGCUUUCAAAAGUAAAGUAAUCUUACACAUUUAAACUAUUAAGAAUCUCUCUGAAAGAUUUUCACAGGAAAAACCAAAUGCUGGAGAAAAAGUUGUCAUUCUGAGCCAACAGAGGCUGCUACCCUCAGUUCACUCCUUUUUAUUUGCUUAGAGAAGGUGGUUGUUAAGACACAAUGUACAUACUACAUGCUUAUAAUUUAUAAAUUAUAUGCAUAUUAAGUUCUUGACUGAGUAGGAAAAAAAUAAAACUAUCUUGCUUUUGUUUUUUUUUCUAGUUUCUGACUGAAUAUGAGAAUAAAAACUAAAACUUCAGAUCAGUUGGAUCUGAAAGGGAAAUAGGAAUAACAAAAUCACCUAAAAUAACCCGACUCUGCUCAUGCCUUUAUCGUCCAGACUAUUCCACCCCCAUCCUCAUCCCCAAAUAUGGCAAAUUGUGAGCAAGAAUAUUCAGAUCAUGAAUACAAUUGAUUUGCACUAUCCACUGUUUGGAAGACUAUCCUUGCUGGUUUGUUCUACUCUGUAGUGAUUAUUGGCCCUUCUUUGUUUGGAUGGUCUUCUGUUCUAACUGUGAAAACUCAGGUUAAUACUAAUUUUCUUUAACUAUAGCUGGUAGGAAAGACGUGUUAAUUUCCAGGUAUAAUGCUGAAUUGCAGAUUUUCCAGUGUAAGACAAAUUGCAGUGAAUCAUUUGGAAGGUAUUCUGAACCAGAUUCAUGAUUAUGACACUUUGUCUGCAGUAUAUUCCUAUACUGCAAGUGUGAAUUUUAACAGUCAUUGUCUCUAAAUCUCUGGGUAACAGUAAAGCAUUUUUAGCCCCCAGUUCAUGAUUUUCUCUUAGUCAAAACAAAACAAAAAUUGUUUAUUUUGAUCAUUUUCCUCAUUUUCUUCUGUGUUCCCAAAGUCUAAAUUACAUUCAGAGAUUCUGGCUAAUCCAUCAUUCUGCGUCUGAUGCUUGCAGUCAUUAGUAAAUCAGCUGGAGCUCCAAUGUUUUGCGUUGCCAUUAAAAGGAACCCUUUGCAGAUAGAAACCUUCCAUAGAGGAAGACCUUGGGAAAAUAAGUCAUAAUCAUUUUCUUUGGCCCAAAGAUAUUAAACAUUCCAUGGUUAAUAAUGCAGUUAUAAUUGUAUAGCCAUAUGUAAAUAUAGGUAACUGUAUAUUUAUGCAUUUACAUAUUUUUGGUCUUGGGUUAAGCAUUUUUGUGAUUUUAAAAAACUUGACAAAUGCAAAAAAAUAAUAGCAAAAACAGUUUUUUUCCCUCCGGUUCAUAAUAAAAUAGUACUUGAACAAGCCA
Molecule: messenger RNA, 3687 nt
Organism: Candoia aspera
Lineage: Eukaryota; Metazoa; Chordata; Lepidosauria; Squamata; Candoiidae
Gene: TAF8
Product: TATA-box binding protein associated factor 8
Exons: 8
Coding region: 25-945 (306 amino acids)
Biological process (GO): transcription initiation at RNA polymerase II promoter
Cellular component (GO): transcription factor TFIID complex
Molecular function (GO): protein heterodimerization activity
Source: RefSeq, a predicted model, not a curated record